UUUCAUUUCAUUUCAUACAUAUAUAUACACAAACUUAUACAGAUAAAUAAAAACCCAUCAAAAUUCAAAGAAUUCACCACCUCUUUUAUUUUUUCUCUCUGUUUAUAUUUUUAAUUUUUUUCUCUUAUCUCAACUGCUGUAAUUGCUGUUCGAGAAAAAAACAGAAACCAUGCUGGGUGACCACUCACCUCUUCUGGGUGGCGGUGGAGACACAUCAACACCCAACAUGACGGCGGAAGGUGGUGGUGGUGGCGGAGUUGGAUCAAAUUCUGAAAGUGAUAUUGAAAGAAGUAGAAUUGAAGAAGGUGAACGUAGCUUCGGCGGUAACCGGUGGCCGCGGCCGGAAACUUUGGCGCUUUUAAGGAUACGAUCCGAUAUGGAUACUGUUUUUCGAGAUGCAAGUGUUAAAGGUCCUCUGUGGGAUGAAGUUUCAAGGAAGCUAGCAGAACUUGGGUUUCACAGAAGUGCAAAGAAAUGCAAAGAGAAAUUUGAGAAUGUUUAUAAGUACCACAAGAGAACUAAAGAUGGUAGAGGUGGAAAAUCAGAUGGUAAAACUUAUAGAUUUUUUGAUCAAUUAGAAGCCCUUGAUCAUUUUCAUAACCACCCUUCAACUUAUCAACAACAACAAUAUCAGCCACAAAACCAAUCAAAAUCACCACAAAUUUCAGCAUCAAUGUCAACACCAACACCGACACCGACACCGUCGCAAGUUGUUACAACUGGGAUAACAGAAUCAACAACAACAGUGCCAAUGUCAUUGCCACCAGUGGUUAACACAACCGUUAGUAUCCCUCAUCAUGUAACUGUUUCAUCAAUUUCAAUGCCUCAAAACAAUGUUGUAACAACCCAAACCCAAACCCAAACAAUGAAUAUGAACCAAACAGUUUCCUCCAUUAAUCCUUCAACUAGUUUCCAACCACCAACAACAAACCCUAUCACCACCAUUCCUCUUCCACCUUUCCCUAACAUUUCUCCAGAUCUGCUAUCCAAUUCCAUGGCGAGCUCGUACUCGACCUCUUCUGAAGACACAACGGAAGAAGGAUCGCGAAAGAGGAAGCGGAAAUGGAAGGACUUUUUUGAGAGAUUGAUGAAGGAAGUGAUUGAGAAACAAGAGGAUUUGCAGAAGAGAUUCUUGGAAGCCAUUGAGAAACGGGAACAAGAAAAAGUGGCUAGAGAAGAAGCGUGGAGAGCACAAGAGAUGCUAAGAAUCACUAGAGAGAGGGAAAUUCUUGCACAAGAGAGAUCUAUAGCUGCAGCAAAAGAUGCUGCAGUUAUGUCUUUCUUGCAGAAAAUUGCAGAACAGCAAAAUCUAGGAGAAACAUUAAGUAACAUCAACAUUGCUCAACCACCUCCACCACAACAACCACAAAGAAAUGCAACACCACCACCCGUUCCCGCACCAGCACCAACUCCAACUCCAACAGCAGCACCGGCACCAACAUCAGCACCAGCUCCAACUCCAACAGCAGCACCCGCACCAACAUCAGCACCAGCAUCAACAUUAGCAGUACAAGUGCAUGCACCACCGCCAUUGCAACCACCGUCUGUUACAAAGCCGAGCCAACCAAUUGUCCCACAGCAGCCAUUGGUGAUGAAUAGGGAGAUAGUAAGGUUUGAUAAUAACGGUGAGAAUUUCAUGGGAGCAAGUCCGUCGAGGUGGCCGAAAGUGGAAGUUGAAGCACUCAUAAAUCUGAGAACAAGCAUGGACAACAAGUACCAAGAGAAUGGACCAAAAGGCCCUCUAUGGGAGGAUAUAUCUUCAGCAAUGAGAAACCUUGGGUACAAUAGGAAUGCCAAAAGGUGCAAGGAAAAAUGGGAGAACAUAAACAAGUACUUCAAAAAAGUGAAAGAAAGUAACAAGAAGAGACCAGAAGAUUCAAAGACAUGUCCUUAUUUUCAUCAGUUGGAUGCUUUAUACAGGGAGAAAGGCAAAGGAGACAAUUCCGGUGGCAGUGGCAGCGGCAGUGGUUUAAACUCGGCAGUGAAAGCAGAGAACAUGGCCGCUCCGUUGAUGGUGAGACCGGAGCAGCAAUGGCCACCUCAACAAGAAGAGAGAAACCGCGGAGAGGAAGAAGAUAAUAUGGAUGAAGAUGAUAGAGAUGGAGAAGAAGAAGAUAUGGAUGAAAGUGGUAGCGGUGGUGGUAACUUUGAGAUAGUUGCAAGCAAGCCAGCAGUGGGUGCAUCAGCUUGAGCUGUAGACUGUAGUAGUAGUAGUGAACAGAUGAUGAGAAUGAAGCAGCUGCAAAAAAGCUACAAGAAUCCAAAAUAUGAGUUUGUUGGUUGGUCAGAGAUAAUGCAGGAGUUGUCGUGGAAGAUGGUGGUUGUGGUGGUUGUGGUGGUAGUGGUGGUGGAGGAAAGAGUACUCUUUAGUGUGUGUGGAAGAAUUUGAAUAUGUACGGUGGAAUGACACAUGGACUCUGAAGAGGGAAAUUUUAUGGCUAUUGUUGGUUGGUUGGUACUUUGUUGUUGUAGCAAAUAUAGUUUUUCAAUUUUAUUAAAUUUCUUUAUUUUUUUGGGGUGAAUAUUAAAUAACUCUAAUCAAAGAGAUAUUUAUGAUAGAGUAUAGAGUCAGGUCAUGCUUCCAAAUAAUAAAUUAUAAAAAUAUAUAUAUUUUGUACCAA
Molecule: messenger RNA, 2621 nt
Organism: Vicia villosa (hairy vetch)
Lineage: Eukaryota; Viridiplantae; Streptophyta; Magnoliopsida; Fabales; Fabaceae
Product: trihelix transcription factor DF1-like
Exons: 2
Coding region: 170-2191 (673 amino acids)
Source: RefSeq, a predicted model, not a curated record